AUGUUGAAACCCGGGGGGAGUUGUCCUACAGGAGGUUACUGGAGUGCAGAGUGCCCGACUCCCAUUUCCAGCAAGAUGCCUUAUUUUGCAAAACUCCUUUUAUUAACGCUUUGCUUAGUUCUUCUCGUGGAAAGCAGAAAACACAGGAGGAGGAGGUGGACGAGCCCGCUGGAGGUGCAGAGGGCAAGUCACAUCUUUAAGAAGAAUCAUGACGUGACCAAAACCUGGAAAGGAAAGACAGAGCAGCUUCUCAGAGUCGACGACCAUGACUUCACCAUGCGGCCAGCUUUUGGAGGCCCUGCAAUUCCUGUUGGGGUGGAUGUGCAAGUUGAAAGCUUGGACAGUAUUUCUGAGGUUGACAUGGAUUUCACUAUGACUCUGUACUUAAGGCACUACUGGAAAGAUGAGCGUCUCUCAUUUCCCAGCACCACCAACAAGAGCAUGACCUUUGACGGCAGGCUAGUGAAGAAGAUCUGGGUCCCCGAUGUCUUCUUCGUGCAUUCCAAAAGGUCCUUCAUUCAUGACACCACCACCGACAACAUCAUGCUGCGAGUGUUCCCCGACGGUCACGUCCUCUACAGCAUGAGGAUCACAGUGACAGCAAUGUGCAACAUGGACUUCAGCCGCUUCCCCCUGGACUCUCAGACGUGUUCUCUGGAGCUGGAAAGCUAUGCUUACACUGAUGAAGAUCUGAUGCUAUAUUGGAAAAAUGGGAACGAAUCUCUGAAAACCGAUGAAAAAAUUUCUUUGUCUCAGUUUUUGAUACAAAAAUUCCACACUACUUCGAGACUGGCUUUCUACAGUAGCACAGGUUGGUACAAUCGCCUCUAUAUAAACUUCACUUUACGCCGACACAUCUUCUUCUUCUUGCUCCAAACCUACUUCCCCGCCACUCUCAUGGUGAUGUUGUCCUGGGUGUCCUUCUGGAUCGAUCGCCGAGCGGUUCCUGCCAGAGUCUCUUUGGGGAUAACCACCGUGCUGACC
Molecule: messenger RNA, 984 nt
Organism: Cariama cristata (Red-legged seriema)
Lineage: Eukaryota; Metazoa; Chordata; Aves; Cariamiformes; Cariamidae
Product: gamma-aminobutyric acid receptor subunit rho-2-like
Exons: 8
Biological process (GO): monoatomic ion transmembrane transport; chemical synaptic transmission; signal transduction
Cellular component (GO): neuron projection; GABA-A receptor complex; synapse
Molecular function (GO): neurotransmitter receptor activity; extracellular ligand-gated monoatomic ion channel activity; GABA-A receptor activity
Source: RefSeq, a predicted model, not a curated record